GUCAGAGCGACGCGCAGGGUGCUGCCGCUGAAACAAGAUGGCGGUGCGCGCAGGAGGAGCAGCGGAAGAGAGCUGAGGCAAUGCAGAGGUGGAAGUAGAGGGGGGCAGAGGUGGAAGAAGAGGGGGCGAGGAUAUCACUCCUGUGUGACUUGUGCUGUCAAAAGACAACCAGCUCUGCACAGCUACACACUGGCGGUUCCGACAUGACACUAAUUGGUUUCCGGUACCAUUUAGGGUAACGGGUGGGCGGUUUGAUUUUUUUUUUUCUUCCGUUUUUUUGUAACCAAGAGAACGAACGGGACCGACCAAACAAAUCACGGAUCACUCAGCGGAGGACAGCGGGGGACGCUCGCACCGAAUCAGAGAUGUCCCUGCUAUGUGUGGGAGUGAAGAAAGCCAAGCUGGAUGGACCCCAAGAGAAAUUCAACACUUAUGUGACUCUAAAGGUACAAAAUGUGAAGAGCACAACCAUUGCUGUCAGGGGCAACUUGCCCAGCUGGGAGCAAGACUUCAUGUUCGAAAUUAACCGCUUGGACCUGGGUCUGACGGUCGAGAUGUGGAACAAAGGGUUGAUCUGGGACACCAUGGUUGGCACCUUGUGGAUUCCCCUCGAUAACAUCCGACAGUCCAAUGAGGAAGGUCCGGGGGAAUGGCUCACGCUGGACUCUCAGGUCAUCAUGACUGAUAAUGAGAUCAGUGGCACCAAGGAGCCCACUCUCCACCUGGUGCUACUCGACACACGCUUUGAACUGCCCCUGGAUAUCCCUGAGGAUGAGGCACGAUACUGGGCUAAAAAACUGGAGCAGCUCAAUGCCAUGAGGGACCAAGAUGAGGAGCAGGAACGUCCUCUACGAGUACCAGGAACCCAGUGCUGUAACUGGAGUCUAUGGGGAGACCAACAAAAUGAAGACCCAGACAGUGCAGUGGACGACAGGGACAGCGACUAUCGCAGUGAAACCAGUAACAGCAUCCCCCCUCCCUACUACAGCACAUCCCAGCCCAACGCCUCCGUCCACCAGUACCCCAUCAGCCAACAGCACCGCAGCUCCAGAAGCCUCUCUUUCCCACGCUCUGGCGUCAGCCAUGACCUCGACUACCCACCUCAGAGGACUGUCAGUCCGUCGGGGAGCUACGCGUCGUCUGCAGAGCUGAGUCGGGGCAGCAGUCAGCUGAGUGAGGAGGACUACGUUGUUGAGUAUGGAGAGAGGGACCCCUACGACGAGAACGACUCUUACCACUCCUGCCACUCCUCGGUCAGCUACAGUAAAGGCUCUCCGGACUGGGACCCCGAUGAGACCCAGGGAGCCUACAGCGAUGAGGGCGGAUACAGCAAAGACGGAGGAGAGGAGGCAGCUCUGUACGAGGAGGAUGACGGAGCACUGUAUGAAGGAGAGGUGGAGGCCCUCUACGAGGAUGAGGAGAUAAUGUACGAUGAGGACGAUUUGUACAACUUGGACGGGACUCUCAGCGAGGACAUGGAGCCUCCGUUCACCCCCACACCAACGUCAACCGCCCCCACAACUCUGGAUGUACCCAGUCCCAGACCUCCUCUGGAGAAACAGUCUUCUUUACACCAACAGCAGCCCGCCUCUCAACCCCCUAACCAAACAUCCAACCAGUCUCGUGCACCUGGCGUGGCCCCCAUCGGCACAGCCCAAGCACCUAAACAGCCCCAGACACAAACGCAGCCGGCUCCAUCUGCCACUUCCUUCUUCUCAAUGGCCAAACCUCUGACGGCUGCGGUCACAGGCCUGGCCUCUACUUUUUUGUCUUCUGUUCCCACCGGGCAGCCCGCCCAGUCUCACCCUCCAGCCUCAGCCGUAUCUCAACACCAGUCUGCUGCAGCCAGUGUCGUCCCUCCAUCCCAUCCGUCCACCGUGGUUAACUCAGCCUCCCAGCCCCCCCCCACUGCCAUGGACCUUCCGUCCCAACAGACUCAAUCCUCCGGGCCGCCUAAAUCCCAUCUAAAUGGUGCUGCCACCACCACACAGUCAGCUGCCCCUGAGGACCAGGCUCUCCUGCUGGAGGAAGAGCCAUGGUUGGAGGAGGAUAUGAUGUUGGAGGAAGAGGCCAGGACACCCCCUGCUAAGCCGGAGGACACGCUCCCGGUGGAGGAGAAAGGGGAGCUUUUUGAGGAGAGCAGGCCGCCGUCGCCAUUAGAGGAAGAAGAGACGCCGCCUGAAAGUCCUCCAAUCAUAGAGGAGCCCAAAGAGCCAGUGGAUCCAGCAGUCCGAGCCAAGGAGAACUGGCUGAGACUUUACAAUAAAGUCUUAGAACAGCUCCGGGAGGCUCGAGGAGAGACCUCCAGCUCGCUGUGGUUUGGUAAAGGAGGAGUGGGAGGGGCACUCUACAGUAUUGACAGCAUGCCUGACCUUCGGAAAAGGAAAGCCGUUCCUCUAGUCAGAGAUCUGUGCAGUUUAUCCUCUUGUCUCCAGUCUCUAGUGCAGAGCUCUCGUAAGGCUGGCAUCACCUCUGCCAUGGCUUCCACCACGCUCGGCAAUGAAGAGCUCAAAAGUCACGUUUAUAAAAAGACCCUGCAGGCUCUGAUCUACCCCAUCUCCUCCACUACUCCACACAACUUUGAGGUGUGGACAGCCACCACUCCCACCUACUGCUACGAGUGCGAGGGGCUGCUCUGGGGUAUUGCCCGACAAGGCAUGCGCUGCUCAGAGUGCGGCGUCAAAUGCCACGAUAAGUGCCAAGAUCUGCUCAAUGCUGACUGUCUGCAGAGAGCUGCAGAGAAGAGCUCAAAGCACGGGGCGGAGGACAGAACCCAGGGCAUCAUCAUGGUCCUCAAAGACCGCAUGAAAAUCCGAGAGAGGAACAAACCAGAAAUCUUUGAACUCAUCUUGGAAGUGUUUGCCCUCGACAAAACAACACACGGCACGCAAAUGAAACAAAUCAAGCAGAGCGUGCUUGAUGGGACCUCCAAAUGGUCGGCAAAGAUCAGCAUCACAGUGGUUUGCGCUCAGGGCCUGCAGGCUAAAGACAAAACGGGGUCCAGUGACCCUUAUGUGACUGUUCAAGUUGGAAAGACCAAGAAGAGAACCAAGACCAUCUAUGGAAACCUCAACCCAGUCUGGGAAGAAAACUUUCACUUUGAGUGCCACAACUCGUCUGACCGCAUCAAGGUUCGUGUGUGGGACGAGGACGACGACAUCAAGUCACGGGUGAAACAGAGGUUCAAACGUGAGAGCGAUGACUUCCUGGGCCAAACCAUCAUCGAAGUCCGGACUCUGAGUGGGGAGAUGGACGUUUGGUACAACCUGGACAAGAGAACUGAUAAGUCUGCUGUGUCAGGAGCCAUCCGGAUGCACAUAAGUGUGGAGAUCAAAGGAGAGGAGACGGUUGCUCCUUACCAUGUCCAGUACACCUGUUUACAUGAGCAUUUGUUCCAGUACACAACUGAAGAGCAGAACGGCGGCGUAGUAAAGAUCCCUGAUGCCAAAGGGGAUGAUGCCUGGAAGGUGUAUUUUGAGGAGACUGCUCAGGAGAUUGUGGAUGAGUUCGCUAUGCGAUAUGGAGUAGAGUCCAUCUACCAGGCCAUGACCCACUUUGCCUGCUUGUCAUCCAAGUACAUGUGCCCAGGAGUGCCAGCUGUCAUGAGCACCCUGCUCGCCAACAUCAAUGCUUACUACGCCCACACCACCCAGUCCUCCAACAAUGUUUCAGCCUCAGACAGAUUUGCUGCUUCAAACUUUGGCAAGGAGCGGUUUGUCAAACUGUUGGAUCAGCUGCACAACUCGCUGAGGAUCGACUUGUCCAUGUACCGGAAUAAUUUCCCUGCCAGCAGUCCUGAAAGACUACAAGACCUCAAGUCUACAGUGGAUCUCUUGACAAGCAUCACAUUCUUUAGGAUGAAGGUUCAGGAGUUGCAGAGUCCCCCCAGGGCGAGCCAGGUGGUGAAGGACUGUGUGAAAGCCUGUCUUAACUCCACCUACGAGUACAUUUUCAACAACUGCCACGACCUCUACAACAGGGAAUAUCAGACAGACCCUUCUAAGGCAGUCCCCCCAGAUGAGCAGGGCCCCAACACCAAGAACCUGGAUUUCUGGUCCAAACUCAUCACCCUCAUCGUCUCCAUCAUAGAGGAGGACAAAAACUCCUACACUCCUUGCCUUAAUCAGUUUCCCCAGGAACUCAACGUAGGCAAGAUCAGCGCCGAAGUCAUGUGGAACAUGUUUGCACAAGAUAUGAGAUACGCCAUGGAGGAGCAUGAGAAGAACCGCCUGUGUAAAAGCGCAGAUUACAUGAACUUGCACUUCAAGGUGAAGUGGCUCUACAAUGAGUACUGCAAGGAACUGUCCACUUUCCAGAAGCAUGUACCUGAAUAUCCAGCCUGGUUUGAACCAUUUGUUGUCAUGUGGUUGGACGAAAAUGAAGAAGUGUCAAGAGAUUUUCUGCAUGGAGCCUUGGAGAGGGACAAAAAAGAUGGGUUCCAGGUCACAUCGGAGCACGCUUUGUUCUCCUGCUCGGUGGUGGACGUGUUCUCUCAGCUCAAUCAGAGUUUUGAAAUCAUCCGUAAACUGGAGUGUCCCGACCCUCAGAUCGUAGGCAACUACAUGAAGAGAUUCGCCAAGACCAUUGGGAAUGUGCUGCUGUCUUAUGCUGACAUCAUUGCAAAGGACUUUCCAAACCAUGUCAAGAAGGAGAAAGUGCCAUGUAUCAUCAUCAAUAACAUCCAGCAGCUCAGAGUUCAGUUGGAGAAGAUGUUCGAGGCCAUGGGAGGCAAAGAUCUAAAUCUGGAGGCAAGUGACUUCCUGAAAGAGCUGCAGAACAAACUCAACAGUGUUAUGGAUGAUCUCAGUCGCAUCUUUGCAGUCAGUUUCCAGCCGCAGAUCGAGGACAACGUGAGACAAAUGGGAGACAUCCUGGCCCAGGUGAAAGGUCAGACCGUCCCGGCCAACGGCAGCGUGGUUCAGGAGGCCGACAACGUCCUGCAGCCCAUAAUGGACUUCCUGGACAGCAACCUGUCGUUGUUUGCUAAGAUUUGUGAGAAGACCGUUCUAAAGAGAGUGCUGAAGGAGCUGUGGAAACUAGUGAUGAACACAAUGGAAAAAACCAUUGUGCUUCCGACGCUCACUGAUCAGACGGGCACUCAGAUGAUCUUCAACGCCGCCAAGGAGUUGGGCCAGCUCUCCAAGCUUAAGGAGCACAUGGGCCGAGAGGAGGCCAAAGCUUUAAGUCCCAAACAGUGUGCCGUAAUAGAGCUGGCCCUGGACACUAUUAAGCAAUACUUCCAUGCUGGCGGUGUGGGCCUGAAGAAGACGUUCUUGGAGAAGAGUCCAGACCUACAGUCACUGCGCUACGCCUUGUCUCUGUACACGCAGGCCACUGACAAGCUCAUCAGGAAGUUCAUCCUCUCACAGAACGCUCAGGUGCACGGAGGUAAAGGACUCCGGUGCACGGCCAAUGAAGACACGCCACCAGAGAAAGCAUCUGGAGUGGACGCAGUAGGCGAGGUGGUGAUGUGUGUGGACAUUUUACCCCAACCUAACGGAGAGCACAAGAUCAGUGUCAAAGUGGUGGCUGCUAAUGACCUAAAGUGGAAGGCUCAGGGCUUUAGGCCCUUCGUGGAGGUCUACAUCAUCGGCCCUCACCUCAGCGACAAGAAGAGGAAAUUUGCCACAAAGUCCAAGAACAACACCUGGUCACCCAAGUUCAACGAGGGCUUCCAGUACUCCUUGGGCACGGAGGUCGGUCCAGAGAGCUACGAGCUGCAGGUGUGCGUCAAGGACUACUGCUUCGCCAGGGAGGACCGCACCGUGGGCAUGUCCGUGGUGCAGGUGAAGGACAUAGCCAGCAAGGGCAGCGCCACCCUCUGGAUGCCGCUGGGCCGACGCGUCCACAUGGACGAGACGGGCCUGACCGUGCUGCGCAUCCUCUCUCAGCGCAACAACGACGACGUGGCCAAAGAGUUCGUCAAGCUCAAAUCGGACCAGCGCUCGGCCGAGGAGGGCCGCAGUUGAGGGCAAGGGCACGCGCACGCACAUGGCAGAGACAUAGUAUACUAUUCUGUACACCUGUAAUAGGCACACGACAUCGAUAAACAAGUGUGUGUGUGCAGUACUCAAGCACACAUAUGAGAAGGCUCUAUUGUACAUAUACCUGCAUACAUUAUGCAACAUCCACAUCAUCAAUGCAAGCAUAAAGAAUUGUUUAUAAAUAUGCAUAUUUCAUAUCGAAUAUUUCAACAGCUCAACCCAAAGCUUUCCGUCUGGGGUUGGUCAUGAGCAAUCACCCUCGAACAUCAAUAUUCUCCAAAACACAUUGCACCUUUUUAUACGCCGUACAUUUACAUUUGAUGCAACGUAAAAAGUGAGGACGACCACUUUUGCUUCUGUGCGUCUUCAGGAGAGCUGUCCACGCUUAGCUGUGCUCGCCGUGUGUUCGUCGGCUUGCCC
Pungitius pungitius (ninespine stickleback) is the source of this 6404-nucleotide messenger RNA. RefSeq names its product protein unc-13 homolog A-like. Lineage: Eukaryota; Metazoa; Chordata; Actinopteri; Perciformes; Gasterosteidae. The transcript is spliced from 41 exons. Gene Ontology annotation, biological process: dense core granule priming; synaptic vesicle maturation; neuromuscular junction development. Gene Ontology annotation, cellular component: terminal bouton; presynaptic membrane; plasma membrane. Bases 366 to 5969 code for a protein of 1867 amino acids. Gene Ontology annotation, molecular function: diacylglycerol binding; phospholipid binding; calmodulin binding. The record is from RefSeq and is a predicted model, not a curated record.